Messenger RNA from Micropterus dolomieu (smallmouth bass), 4027 nucleotides. RefSeq names its product zinc finger protein 664-like. Gene Ontology annotation, biological process: regulation of transcription by RNA polymerase II. Gene Ontology annotation, molecular function: RNA polymerase II transcription regulatory region sequence-specific DNA binding; DNA-binding transcription factor activity, RNA polymerase II-specific. Bases 2304 to 3800 code for a protein of 498 amino acids. The record is from RefSeq and is a predicted model, not a curated record. NCBI's taxonomy places the organism in Eukaryota, Metazoa, Chordata, Actinopteri, Centrarchiformes, Centrarchidae. Gene Ontology annotation, cellular component: nucleus. The transcript is spliced from 7 exons.
CUUUAGCUGUAACUAUUUAAUCUGAUCACUUUGUUUACUUGAUUUCUUUUUGCAUAUAUUUGAAAUGAUCAACUAAAAUACAACUCUGACUGUUUAACAUGAGUUGCAGUAAUGUUGCGCGUCUAAACGUCGUCGCAAAUGUAAGGUGAUGGGUUUUGGCAGGAAGUCCGAGCAGCCCGUCACACAAACGGCAGGUCUCGACAGGCUGUUGUAGGUAACGGAGAAAGCUGGUCAGUGCCUCAAUUUUCAGGUGAGGUUACAACCGGGAACACAAAGGCGCUAAAACUGUUAUAAAUGGAUUUAAAUUCCCCCCUCAAAGAUGACUCUGACUGAAGCAGUUAAAGCUCAAAGUGGCGCAGCGGCGUUAAAUUAUGUUGGAAGGUCGUGAAUUGUCCCUCAGGAUUCCUGAGAAAAGGGAAGUGGCUCCUGUUAAGUUUUUAGGGGCCACAGUGACCUGCUGGAAAUGUCCACCAGUGGGGACGGUUCAUCGUUGACCCAGGGAGCAGCUGAAGUACUGCCGCCUCCUGUUUCAGGAGAUUUCCUCUUAAAUAUUUAUUUUUGGCGUCUUGUACCGUGUUGUUGGCUCUUUCCUGACGCUCCGCACCUUAAGGUUAACGGUCAUUAAACAAAUGAAGCAUUUCUACCGCUCCACUAAAUGUUCCAAGUCAAAUGUCCUUAACUAUUACACUGCUUUCCCCCCGAGGGGAACCUGCACCGAGCGGCUGGCUGCGCCUCAAUCUGCCUUUUUUUUUUUUUGAAAAGUGUCUGUGUUUUACCCAGAAUUCACUGCGGUCCUCUAAGAUAGUCAGGCUCUUCACUGCUUCGUGCAGCGGUCUGGUUUAGACGUCUGGAUAUCUACUCUAAGCCAUAGUCAGAGUGGGCGGGGCUAACGCCAGCUGGGAGAUGAUGUGAACAAAAGGCCGAAUUGUAGCGCCCGGCCAGGCAGUGUGUUCUCAGAGCCGGGCGCCGUGACAAAGACCGACCGAAGCGUUCAUCUGAUCCCAGCUGGCUGGAGGCCACCUGACCGACUCGGGCGGCUGAUUCUGUUUCCUGUUGGGAACGCGUUUCGCUGUAACUCUGACAACACCUGUCAGCUGACCCGACCUCCUGCCCUGAGAACAGCGGUCAGGUCCUCUGCACCAUGAGAGGAAGCUGGCGGCGUGUCGCUGCGCAGCGAGACGUUGACAGAAAUGAUGGGAUGAAAUUUUGGUAGCGGCGCCACUGCUGAAUGAACCCAGAGGGAAGACGGGUUCUGCUGGUGCUGAACCAGUCUCAGGUGAACACGUGGUCCAGGUCCAACUAGAACCAGUCCUGCAGGCCAGAAGUGGACCAGGACCUGUGUGAUCUGGCUCUGCCGCCCCUCAGCUCAGGGUCAAAGGACGACCGGCUGGAGAUGAAGCUGUGAUGUCGCCGCUGAGGUCAGGGCUCCGACGCGGCGGCGCUGGAGGACGAGCCCUCGCCGUCGGGCUCUGGUGACGAGCGGUUUCACGCCGGACGGGGCGGAACCUGCAGCUGGACCGCGAGCUGAACUGUUGUGCAGAGGAAAGUUUGUGUAUCUGAAUUUUCCUGUAAAUCAGUCGCUCAUGUUGCUUUUCAAUAAAGACGUAAACUGGACCUGAUGUUUGUUCUGUUAAGCGUGAGAGGAACCUUCAGUUUCACAGGGUCUGCCAGGCUGCAGCAAGACCACCUGCUGCUGCUCGGAGGACCAGAUCAGGGCUCCUGGAGUCCUGAACAGCAGAACUUUAAGUGCACGAGCAGAAGUGAUGGAUAUAAAUCAACAGUCUGAUCAGUGACGUGCUUUACAGACUGUUGUCCUGAUGAGCCGCAGCCUCCAGAGUCUGAAAUGGGUUGUGUCCUCAGCUGGGGGUCCGGGUGGUGAUGGUGUCCAGGAAGGGGAGGUGUAGUCCACUACAGUCUCCACGGUCUGCCCCAGGUGGUCCGGGUUCCAUGUUGACUGAGCCCAAACCACAACAGGCUCUCUGGUUCUGUUUCAGAUCUUUAUAGAAUAAACUCAGUUGCACAUGAUUUAAAGGCCAGAAAACGCUGCAGCUACAACACCAUGAACAGACUAGAAUAAAGAGUGCUGAGACCUUAGUCCUGGAUCUGUGGGGCAGCGGCCCCCCUUCACUGUAACGGGACGGCGCUGCUGCUCUUCGGUAGGUGGCGCUGGUGCAGCUGUGACCAACAUUAAAACACAGAAGAAGAAAGCGCGGCUGCAGCAGAAGAAGAAGCUGUUCGCUCCUCGGGACCAGCGGUCCGGUUUAUUAACGGACACACAUUGAUCCAGCAGCGGAACCGGCGGGAUGGACACCGACACGGCGUCACCGGACGCAGCUGAAGACGUCCGGAUCAAACUGGAGCCGGACGGCGACGUGGAGAUCCAGUCGUAUCCGGUCCUCAAGAAGCUGUCCGUCAAACUGACCGACUGCAGGGCGUUGCUGGAGGGGCGGGACUUCCUGUCUCUUGACGAGCACCCUCAGCUCUGCCACCAGAGGCAGAUCCACGCGACCAACACCGGCAGAAAGAUGGUGUACUGCUCCGAGUGUCAGAGAGGGUUCUACAAGAGGUCUCACCUGGAGGCUCACCGGAGAACCCACCGGGGACAGGAACCCAACCAGUGCUGGCAGUGCGGGAAGACCUACCCGACCCUGAUGAGCCUCGUGGUGCACCAGCAGAUCCACGACCGCAAGGAGCCCUACCGGUGCUCCUACUGCGAGAAGACCUUCGCCCUGAAGCGGGACUGGAAGACCCACCACCGGACGCACUCGGGGACCAAACCCUUCAAGUGCUGGUUCUGCGGGGACGGCUUCAGCGAGCAGGACGAGCUCACCGAGCACCUGGAGGUGCACGAGGGGGAGAAGUGCUACCACUGCAAAGUCUGCGACAAGAUGUUCGUCUCCUACCAGGGCUUCAACUUCCACCGCAAGUCCCACAAGAGCCAGAAGCUGCUGCCCUGCCUGAAGUGCAAGAAGACCUUCAGCAACCCCCAGAGUCUGAAGCUGCACCAGGUGACCCACUCCAACAGGAAGCCCCACAAGUGCCCCACCUGCGGCAAAGGCUUCAAGCUGCUGAGCGGCCUGCGGUGCCACCAGAGGACCCACGAGGACCUGAGGGACUACCACUGCACCGAGUGCGGCAAGUGCUUCUCCAGCCUGCAGGGCCUGAAGCUGCACAACCGCACCCACACGGGCCUGAAGCCCUACAAGUGCACCGAGUGCGGCAAGAGGUUCACCCAGUCGCCCCACCUCAAGUCUCACAUGGUCACCCACACCGGGGAGCGGCCCUUCCUGUGCACCACCUGCGGGAAGAGGUUCACCCAGUCGUCCCACCUGAGGUCCCACAUCACGCUGUUCCACGUGGGCGAGAAGCCGUUCACCUGCGACGACUGCGGGAAGAGCUUCACCAUCGCCCACUACCUGAAGAUGCACCGGCUGAGCCACACCAAGGAGAAGCUGUACCAGUGCUCCUACUGCGAGAAGUCCUUCUCCUACCACAACUCCUGGAGGGCCCACGAGAGGAUCCACACCGGCGAGCGCCCCUUCAGCUGCCGGGAGUGCGGCCAGAGCUUCAUCACGUCGGGCUCGCUGCUGAGCCACCAGAGGUCCAAACACACCGGCGAGAAGAGCCACUACUGCAUCACCUGCGGGGAGUUCUUCUUCACCAGCUCGCUGCUGCGGGUCCACCAGCUCGACCACACGGGCGAGCGGCCGCACGCCUGCAGCUGCGGCAAGACCUUCAAGACCAAAGGAGUGCUGCGCUACCACCUGAAGAGGUUCACCGACCACCAGCCGGCCGAGUGAGCGGGAUCACGGCGGGGUCGGCCCGAGAGGCGAAGCGCGGACGCUGCGGGGUGCAUGCAGGAGGGUAGUUACUGUCGGGUGUCCGCAGGGGGCGCUGAACACGUGUUGAAUCUUCAUCAGGCCCUCUGAGGGUCCAGAACUAAGUCAGAACCCAGAGAGACGCUGCAGAACGUCCCUGCAGAGUUUCAGUGAGAGCUGACUGCUAACAGCUGCAGCUCGUGCUGCUG